Messenger RNA from Tetrahymena thermophila SB210, 1332 nucleotides. RefSeq names its product tubulin/FtsZ family, GTPase domain protein. The transcript has a single exon. Lineage: Eukaryota; Ciliophora; Oligohymenophorea; Hymenostomatida; Tetrahymenidae. Gene Ontology annotation, cellular component: microtubule; cytoplasm. The record is from RefSeq and is a predicted model, not a curated record. Gene Ontology annotation, biological process: microtubule cytoskeleton organization; mitotic cell cycle. Gene Ontology annotation, molecular function: GTP binding; structural constituent of cytoskeleton.
AUGGAAGAGAUUAUUUCAAUACACAUAGGGUAAUCUGGAAUUUAAGUUGGUAACUCGUGCUGGGAACUGUUUUGUCUUGAGCAUUAAAUUUAACCUGAUUGCAAAAUAAUAUAAAAUUAAAAAAAUGAGGAUCUUAAAACUAAUUUCUUCUCAGAAACCCAAUCAGGGUAGUUUGUUCCAAGAUCAGUCUAUUUAGAUCUAGAUUCUAAUUCUAUCGAUGAAGUAAAAGUAGGUUCUUAAAAGCAAUUGUUUAACCACGAAUUUUUAGUCUCUAAAAAUGAUGAAAAAGCAAAUACUUUUGCUAGAGGAAAUUAUUAAGUUAGUAGUGAAUUCAUUGAAUUUUGCUUAGAUAAAGUAAGAAGAUUAACUGAAAGUUGUUAAAAUCUGCAAGGUUUCUUAAUUUAUAACUCUGCUGGAGGUGGUACUGGUUCAGGUUUUGGAUCUCUUCUAACUAAAAAAAUUAAAUAAAAUUAUAAUAAGAAAUCAGUUUUAGGUUUUACUAUUUAUCCAUCAGAUAAAACAUAGACAAAUGAGUUUGAGCCAUAUAAUUCUGUUCUUUAUUCUUAAAAUUUGAUAGAAAACGGAGAUGUUAAUUUGGUAUUUGAUAAUGAAGCCAUAUAUGAUAUAUGUAAUAUGAACCCUUAUAUAUCAAAUAUAGCUUACACUGACUUAAAUAGAGUUAUUGCUUAAGCUGUAAGCUAAUUGACUUGUGGUCUAAGGUUUGAUGAUGAAUAAUAAAAUCAUUUAUCUGACUUUGAAAAGAAUUUAAUACCAUAUCCAAAAUUUUGUUUUAUGCUUUCAUCGUAUUCGCCUUUUAUAUUUACUUAAUAAAUAAAUUCAAUUUAACUGUCUACCCAAGAAAUAUCUAGUUUUCUUUUUGAACCAUCCAAUAUGAUGGCUAAAUGUAAUCCAUCAUUUGGUAAAUAUAUGGCUGUAGAUAUUACGUAUAGAGGAGCAGGUAUUGUUCCGAAGCAUAUCGGUUAAUCUUUCAACUCUUGGAAGGAAAAAAAAACUUUAUAAUUUGUAAAUUGGUGUUAAAGUUAUAUUAAGUUAAAAGCAAUAUAUAAUAUUCCAUGUAUAGUUCCUCAAAGUAGCUUUGCUUAUUCUAAUAAAUCUGUUUUUAUGGUAUCAAAUUCUACUUCUAUUUCUGAAGUUUUCUCAAGGAUAAACAAUCGUUUUGAUUAAAUGUUCACAAAAAGAUAAUUCACUCAUUUGUAUCAAAGUGAAGGUAUGGAAGAAGGUGAAUUAAUAUAAGCAAGAGAAGAUUUAGCUUUACUAGAAAAUGAUUACUAAGAUGCAGCUGAAACUUUAGAAUUUUAGGAAGAAAAUUGA